Messenger RNA from Colossoma macropomum (tambaqui), 1140 nucleotides. RefSeq names its product fucolectin-5-like. The record is from RefSeq and is a predicted model, not a curated record. The transcript is spliced from 6 exons. Lineage: Eukaryota; Metazoa; Chordata; Actinopteri; Characiformes; Serrasalmidae. Bases 84 to 1043 code for a protein of 319 amino acids.
GGCCUGUGUGCUGUUGGCAUGCAUAACUGACACUGAUCACAUCUUUGAGACAGCAUAAUUCUGCACCUUUCAGUUAAAGAAAAAUGCAUCAUCAUAUGUUUUACCUGCUUGGGAUCAUUGCAGUAUCUGGUUUCAUUGAUGCAUAUUCCACACAAGCCAAAAACCUCGCUCUCUAUGGAAAAGCCACACAGUCAUCCUUGGUUGAAAACCCCUAUGCAGCAUACGGUCACGCCUACAACGCUAUAGAUGGAAAUAUUGAUUCAAACUUUGGCCACGGGUCGUGCACUGCCACCAGGUGGCAACAAAACCCCUGGUGGAGGGUGGACCUUCUGGACGAGUACACAGUGACCUCCAUCACCAUCACUAACAGAGGAGACUGCUGUCCAGAGAGGAUCAACGGAGCUGAAAUAUGCAUCGGAAACUCUUUACGCAAUAAUGGAAAUGAUAAUCCACGAGUGGAGGUGAUUUCCUCCAUUCCUCCAGGAAGAUCCUUCACCUUCCACUGGGAUAAAGGGUUCUCAGGACGUUAUGUAAACAUUAUCAUACCUGGAAAUAACCGGCUCUUGACUCUCUGUGAGGUUGAAGUCUAUGGAUAUCCCACUCAGCGUGGAGAGAACGUAGCACUGAAAAAAGCAGCUACACAGUCCAGCCUUUAUGGUACUGGUUUGGCAUCUAAAGCCGUUGACGGAAAUCGAGAUGGUGUGUACAAUCACGGUUCCUGCACACACACGAACAACGACCUUGGUCCGUGGUGGAGGCUGGACCUGCUGAAACAACACAGAGUGUUUUCCAUCACCGUCACUAACAGGCAGGACCAGGUUCCCGAAAGGCUGAAUGGAGCUGAAAUCAGAAUUGGAGACACUCUGGACAACAACGGCAACAACAACCCAAGGUGUGGUUUGAUCCCUAACGCAAGUCACACCCCUUCUGUGACCUUCCAGUGUAACGGGAUGGUGGGACGCUACAUCAACGUUGUGAUUCCAGAAAGGAAGGAGUAUCUCUCUCUGUGUGAGGUGGAGGUGUUUGGAGUUCCUCUGGUCUGAAGAGUCUCUUGGCCUUUAUUUUGCUAAUUCUCAGUCAGUUGUUAGCCGUGAUUGCACUUCAACUGAAAUUAAAGUCUGGAACUUGUUUGAUUAUUAA